Ixodes scapularis (black-legged tick) is the source of this 1926-nucleotide messenger RNA. RefSeq names its product alpha-L-iduronidase. NCBI's taxonomy places the organism in Eukaryota, Metazoa, Arthropoda, Arachnida, Ixodida, Ixodidae. Gene Ontology annotation, molecular function: L-iduronidase activity. The transcript is spliced from 11 exons. Gene Ontology annotation, biological process: carbohydrate metabolic process. The coding region runs from base 1 to 1926 and encodes 641 amino acids. The record is from RefSeq and is a predicted model, not a curated record.
AUGGCAAUGCUUUUCGUGGCAGCAAUUUUCCUUGGUGGAAUAAAGUUCACCAUAUCAGCUUGUUUGGACUCUGAUCUGUCUUAUGCUGCAAAGAUAGAUGCUGUUAAAAGUGUAACGUGGAAGAGCUACAUUGUGCUUGUGAACUCGUCGGAUGUUGUCGGUACCAUGAGGCCUUUCUGGAAGAGCACAGGAUUCUGCCCACCCGAGCCGCACCAGGACCCGGGAUUUUUCCUAGGGGAGGACAUGCAGCAGAAUCUGAUCUACAUCGCUUCAAUUCCUGGGCACGGCAGCACUCAGGUCCGAAUGCACUGGCUGCUCGAUCUCAUCAAUGCUAGCAUGCCCACAGACAGCAGCGCUCCUGUGGCCUACAACUUCAGCCACCUGGACGUGCUGCUCGACCGCCUUCUGAGCCUGGGUCUGAAACCGGGUUUCGAGCUGAUGGGCAAUCCAUUUCCGAGGCCCCUGAACUUUGAACUCCCGGAGGACCUGCAGCUCUGGAGAAAUCUGGUUGCCACGCUGGCGAGUCGCUAUAUGGGGCGCUACGGCGAGGAUUCCGUGACCCAAUGGAACUUCGAAUCGUGGAACGAGCCGGACAGCGAGGACUACGGACGCAACUUUACGGAGACAGGUCUGUGCAGCUACUAUGACGCUUCGGCUGACGGCUUGCAGCAGGCUUCCCCCCGGCUACGCUUCGGAGGACCAGCCGAGAACUUGGGCUCCAAGAAAAGGGCACCCCUGGCGUGGGCGCUGCUCGACCACAUUGAUCGCAGCGGCUCGCGCCUCGAUUUCCUCUCCGUUCACGAGAAGGGUGAGGCCUCGACGCCGGACAUCGUAGUCCGCGAAAAGGAAGCACUAUCCAGGAUCAGGGACCGAUGCCCGACCUUGGCCUCGAAACCGUGCAUAAACGAUGAAGCAGAUCCCUUGAAGAACUGGGCCCUGCCUUUGCCGUGGCGCGCAGACGCAACGUACGCGGCCAUGCUUGCCAGGCUGGUCGACCUACACCUGCGAGAGCCGGACGCCUGCGGGGACCUGAGCAGCGACAAUGGCUUCCUGAGCUACCCGCCGCAGCCGUUCAGUCAGCGGACCCUGCUGGCCCGAUUCCGAAUGAACGAGAGCGAGCCCCACGUGGUGUUCGUGCGCAAACCCAUUCACACCGUCACUGGCCUUCUUGGCAAGCUGGGCACGAGAGUUCUCGGAGCCAGUGUGGAGCCAGCGCCCGCCGACCAUGAGCCGACCCUCGGUGUCGUCGCCACCUCUGCGGGGUCCCGGGCGCUCUCGAUCCUCGUCUAUUACAACAACGACUCGUCGUGGGAGCCUGGGGUCGAAGCCCAAGUGUCGAUCCGUGUGCUCCUGGACAGCACCGCAUGGCCGAGAGGAUCGUCCUGGGCCGUCUACCAGCUCGACAACCACCUGACCAACCCGUACGCGGCCUGGAUACGCCAGGGUUGUCCGCCGUUCCCCAACCGGCUCCAGAUGAACCAGCUCAGGGCGAACGAGGAACCCCGAUUGGUGUCGUUCGGCUCGAGCCGGGCGGGCGACUCCGAGCUCCCGGUCGAGUUGAGCGUGGCGCUGCCCGGCGCAGCCCUGCUGGUGGCGUGCGGCGGCCCCUCAGCCAAGCCCGCCGCGCCCAGGGACGUGCGCGUGCACCGCGUGGCCAGCAACCGGAGCCUGGUGCACUGGCGGCAGGCACGCGACGGCUGCACCAGCGGGUACCGCGUCCUCUUCUCGGCCAAAGUCGGGGGCCCCUACGAGCCGCUCGGCGCCGGGGAGCCGCUGUUCCCGUCACUCUUCGUGGACUGCCAGCUCCUACCGGAGUCCGCGGCCUGCCGGGGUCCCGGCUUUCUCCGCGUCGCUGCUCGGGUGCUGGGAGCAGGUCGGAGCGCGCUUUCGCGCCCCGUGCCCUGCGCCCUGGCCCACGGGCCCUAG